AUGCCGCCCCGUAAGACCCUCUUCAGCCCCUUCAUGCCGGUGGAUCCGCAGGGGCGCACUGACAUCCAGGCGCUGUUGCACCGGAGCCGCGCGCAGGGCCGAGCGGAGGCGGAGCGCACCCGCGGCGGCUGCGACCACAGAGACCCUCCGUGCGCCAUCGUGGAGCUGCGGCUCGGCCCCGGCGGCGGCGGCGCGCUCCACUACCUCCAGCCGGACAAGUGCGCUCUGGAGCGCGCGCAGAGACGCCGGCGCCUCGCCGCCAACGCCCGGGAGAGGCGGAGGAUGCUGGGGCUGAACGUGGCCUUCGACCGGCUCCGGAGCGUCAUCCCGAACCUGGAGAGCGACAAGAAGCUGUCCAAGUCCGAGACCCUGCAGAUGGCGCAGAUCUACAUCGCCACCCUCAGUGAGCUGCUGCAGGAGGGGGCCCGCGCACCCAGACCCCCGGGGGCCGCCCCGGUACGGCAGGGACCCGCGCUGUCCUCGGGGGACGCGGAGGGGGCCUUCAAGGACUUCCACAGCGGGAAGAGAGGCCCAGGAGGGGCGGAGGAGGAGGAGGAGGAGGUGGUGUGGGAGAGGAAGAACGGAAGCAAGUGA
This is a messenger RNA of Sphaeramia orbicularis (orbiculate cardinalfish), 594 nucleotides long. Its product is annotated as protein atonal homolog 1-like. Gene Ontology annotation, molecular function: protein dimerization activity; E-box binding; DNA-binding transcription factor activity, RNA polymerase II-specific. The record is from RefSeq and is a predicted model, not a curated record. The transcript has a single exon. NCBI's taxonomy places the organism in Eukaryota, Metazoa, Chordata, Actinopteri, Kurtiformes, Apogonidae. Gene Ontology annotation, cellular component: nucleus. Bases 1 to 594 code for a protein of 197 amino acids. Gene Ontology annotation, biological process: sensory organ development; axon development; positive regulation of transcription by RNA polymerase II.